This is a messenger RNA of Mangifera indica (mango), 1650 nucleotides long. RefSeq names its product probable fatty acyl-CoA reductase 4. Gene Ontology annotation, molecular function: alcohol-forming very long-chain fatty acyl-CoA reductase (NADP+) activity. The transcript has 10 exons. Gene Ontology annotation, cellular component: intracellular membrane-bounded organelle. The record is from RefSeq and is a predicted model, not a curated record. Gene Ontology annotation, biological process: long-chain fatty-acyl-CoA metabolic process; suberin biosynthetic process. Bases 51 to 1523 code for a protein of 490 amino acids. NCBI's taxonomy places the organism in Eukaryota, Viridiplantae, Streptophyta, Magnoliopsida, Sapindales, Anacardiaceae.
GUCACUAUUAUCAUUGCGUGAAUAAUCAUCAUUCAGUUCUCCAAUCAAUAAUGGCAUCCGUUAGCCCUCUCAAGUUUCUGAAAGACAAAACCAUUUUAGUCACUGGUGCCACAGGCUUUCUAGCAAAGGUUUUUGUGGAGAAGAUACUGAGGAUUCAACCGAAUGUUAAAAAGUUGUAUCUUCUUGUGAGAGCACGAGAUUCAAACUUUGCAAUGAAACGAAUUUUUGACGAGGUUGUGGAGACGGAGUUGUUUCGUGUGGUGAGGGAUGAGCUUGGUGUCAACCUGAAAUCCUUUAUAUCAGAAAAGAUAGUUGCCGUCGCCGGUGAUGUUUCUGAUACCAACUUGGGAGUGAAAGAUUCUAAACUAAUGGAAGAAAUGUGGACAGAAAUUGAUUUAGUACUAAAUUUUGCUGCAAUAACCAACUUUGACGAAAGGUAUGACUAUGCUUACAAGGUCAACACAAUGGGAGCGUUCAACGUUUUGAACUUUGCAAAGAAUUGCAUCAAAAUAAAUAUGCUUGUCCAUGUUUCAACGGCAUACGUGUGCGGCGAAAGAUCAGGACUCAUACCAGAAAACCCAAUCAACUUUGAUGAAGCUCUCAAAAAAACAUGCAAACUGGAAAUCACUAAAGAAAAGGAAUUGAUAGAAGAAAAAUUAAAUCAACUUCAAGCUAAAGGUUCUGGCCAAAAUGAGCUUGCCUCAACCAUGACGGAUUUAGGCAUCAACAGGGCGACAUUUUAUGGAUGGCCAAACACAUACGUGUUUACAAAGGCUAUGGGAGAGAUGAUGUUAGGAAAGUAUAGAGAGAAUAUGCCUUUAGUCAUCAUCCGCCCUACCAUGAUAACCAGUACAUUUGCAGAACCAUUUCCUGGUUGGAUCGAAGGUUUGAGAACCAUCGAUGGGGCAAUUGCGGGUUAUGGUAAAGGAAAAUUGAAAUUCUUGCUCGCUAAUACCAAGUCAAUCCUUGAUGUGAUACCAGCGGACAUGGUGGUGAAUUCAAUUAUCAUGGCUAUGGCGGCAAAUACACAACAAAAUUCUCAGAUAAUUUAUCAUAUUGGCUCAUCUAGGACAAACCCCAUAAAGAUGACAGAUAUUCACAAGUUUAUGAGACAAUAUUUUAUUGAACAUCCAUUGAUAAACAAAUAUGGGAAGCCUGUUAAAGUUUGCAAGAUCAGAUUUUUUAACACACCAGCGAGUUUCCACACAUGGAUCCGUAUUAGUUAUGUGAUGCCACUAAAGGUACUGAAAUUAAUUUCAAUUUUCAACAAAAGCUAUAGGGACAUUUGUAUUGAUCACGACAAAAAGAUCAAAUUUGUUAUACGAUUGGUGAAGCUUUACAAACCCUACAUGUUCUUUAGGGGCAUCUUUGAUAACACAAACUCACAAAAUUUGCGAUUGACAAUGGAAGAGAAUGCGCAAGAAGCUAAUGCAUUCAAUUUCGAUCCAAAAGGCAUUGAUUGGGAAGACUACUUUAUCAACACUCACAUUGCUGGACUUGUAAAAUAUGUUCUCAAGCAAUAAUUGGUUUCGUUAUCAUUAGUCUUAUGUUACAUUCUAAAAUAACAUCGAAUGAUUGUAUUAUAUUUAACUAUCAUAUAUAUAUAUAUAGUUGAAGAGCCUUUAAGAACAAUAAAGCACCUUUUAUCUC